Molecule: messenger RNA, 576 nt
Organism: Leishmania major strain Friedlin
Lineage: Eukaryota; Euglenozoa; Kinetoplastea; Trypanosomatida; Trypanosomatidae
Exons: 1
Coding region: 1-576 (191 amino acids)
Source: RefSeq, a predicted model, not a curated record
AUGCCGGCCCCGAGCACUGCUGCCGUCCGGGUGCCCUUUUACUACACGGCUAGUGGGGUCAACGCGGCGGCGGAAGCGCGCGCCGAUCGCGCCAGCGCACCUGAAGACGCCGUGUUUAUCACGAACGUCUUUAUCGAAGUGGUCGCCUUCGGCACCCGUUUUUUCUGGGUCCACGUCUCGGAGAGCCCCACGAAUCAGAGCGUGCCCCAGCUGGGGGCCUGCAGCGUCGCUGUUGGACUUCAGCUCAGCGGGGACGGCGGCCGCCUCAGUAUCUCGUCAUCGCAGUUGAUGGAGUUCGAGGCGGCGCGCCAGCAGGACAUGCCCACUGGAACGAACAGCAGCGUGCAAUCUACCUUCUCGACGAGCCUCGGCCAGCGACUAGUGCGCGGCAUCGCAAAACGCCUAGGGGCCCAAGCGACCGUGUACGUGAACUGUGCCAUCGAGGGAGAGAGGUGUCUCCCACUGCUGGGCACGGAUGGUGGAAGCGGUUUUGACAUGACGUUUCAGUUCGGUGCGCUCGUGUACGAGGAGUCGUACCGGCUGAUUGCCCAGCGGUGUGUGUGUGCGUGUGUGUAA